Molecule: messenger RNA, 1022 nt
Organism: Vitrella brassicaformis
Lineage: Eukaryota; Vitrellaceae
Source: the annotation of a GenBank genome assembly
GUUUUCUGAAUCCAUCAGCUUUGACGCUCGAGCGAGGAGAGGGAAGGAAGGCUGCUCGCCGUCAAGGAUUCAUAGUACCAUCGGCUCACAAUGAUAUAGGUGAGGAAAUCUGUUGGUCGAACCAUGCAUGAUACGUGCUUGUGGAUCUGGGUCCAGGGCUUCUACACAACAGAUGGGAAAGAAGAGGAAAGAGGGAUUCUACGAUACCACCAAAGACUGGAGAAACGUAAGCACGGCACACACAAUUCACAUACCAAUGAUGCUCGCUCGAGCCUCUUGUCUGUCUGUCUGCUGUGUGUGUGUGUGUGUGUGUUUGAAGCCGUACAUCGAUUAUCUGCCGGGUCAGCGGCUGCCCAAAAGGCUGCGAUGGAUCUGGCCGCUCAUCACCAUUUCCGUGAGUCAACUCCCUCACGCACAGACGACGCUCACAAGAAUGCGCUGUGUGUGUGUGUGUGUGUGUGUGUCAUGGGUAUCAGUUACCCCCCACCAUCCUCCUCCUCGGUCCGGCCUUCGUCCAGGCAGGGUUCCAGGUAUGCACACCAACACAGACGCACCACAGACACAGACACACACAUCGCUGGCUGUUCCUUCGCCGUGGUCGUCAUGCAGAGCCGUGCUGAACGGAGAAAGGAGAUCCGGCUGAUGAGGGAGGAGCUCGAGAGAGAGGGUUUGAGUGCCGAGCAGCGGGAGGGGGAUGCAGGCAUCAAGUCGGGAGUGUCCUUGCACAUCAACACCUUCAUCAGAUGACUGGCUGACCAGCUGGGAGGGAGGGAGUGAAACGUGGGCCGGUCUGUCUGAGCAUUGACUUGAUGCUCGUAUGUAUUGUGCAUUUGUUGGUCGGACUAUGCACAGGCAGGGCACCAAGAGAGCAAGAUCGCUCAGAUGCUCUAUGCUCUGCGGCCUCAAGAAAGAAGAGAUUGUGGGGCAUUGAAUGCGACUGGUAUUGAUGCAUAGGGGGUCGGUCUCUCACGAUUUCUCACGUGCAAGGCAAACGCAACGCGGGUUGGGAAAUACCCUUGGUU